Molecule: messenger RNA, 1019 nt
Organism: Mus pahari (shrew mouse)
Lineage: Eukaryota; Metazoa; Chordata; Mammalia; Rodentia; Muridae
Product: prohibitin-like
Exons: 1
Coding region: 59-874 (271 amino acids)
Biological process (GO): mitochondrion organization
Cellular component (GO): mitochondrion; membrane
Source: RefSeq, a predicted model, not a curated record
GGGGAAUUCAUGUGAAGGUGAGUGAAAGCAGGUGUGAGUGAACGCAACAAAAGGAAUCAUGGCUGCCAAAGUGUUUGAGUCCAUCGGAAAGUUCGGCCUGGCUUUAGCAGUUGCAGGAGGUGUGGUGAACUCUGCUUUAUAUAACGUGGAUGCUGGGCAUAGAGCUGUCAUCUUUGACCGAUUCCAUGGAGUACAGGACAUUGUAGUAGGGGAAGGGACUCACUUUCUCAUCCCUUGGGUACAGAAACCAGUUAUAUUUGAUUGUCGCUCUCAACCACGGAAUAUACCAGUCAUCACUGGUAGCAAAGAUUUGCAGAACAUCAACAUCACACUGCGUAUCCUCUUCCGGCCUGUAGCCAGCCAGCUUCCUCAUAUCUACUCCAACAUCGGCCAGGACUAUGAUGAGCGGGUGCUGCCAUCUAUCACCUCAGAGAUCCUCAAGUCGGUGGUGGCUCGCUUCGAUGCUGGAGAAUUGAUUACCCAGCGAGAACUGGUCUCCAGGCAGGUGAGCGAUGACCUCACAGAGCGAGCAGCCGCAUUUGGGCUCAUCCUGGAUGACGUGUCCCUGACACAUCUGACCUUUGGGAAGGAGUUCACAGAGGCGGUGGAAGCCAAACAGGUGGCUCAGCAGGAAGCGGAGACAGCCAGAUUUGUGGUGGAAAAGGCUGAGCAGCAGAAGGUGGCAGCCAUCAUUUCUGCUGAGGGGGACGCUAAGGCUGCUGAGCUGAUCGCCAACUCGCUGGCCACAGCAGGCAAUGGCCUGAUCGAGCUGCGCAAGCUGGAGGCCGCUGAGGACAUUGCAUACCAGCUCUCCCGCUCUCGAAAUGUCACCUACCUGCCAGUGGGGCAGACUGUGCCCCUCCAGCUUCCCUAGUGAGGUCACCCCUGCUUCACCUUCUCCGGACAAUCAGGCCAUGGUCUCCAACAUUUAGAACAACGCCUUCCUUCUACCCCACCCCAGAAAUCACUGUGAAAUUUACUGAUUGGCUUAAAGUGAAGGAAAUAAAAGUAAAAAUCAC